ACCAGUUGGAUCAAAUAUAUAAAUUAUGUGGAACUCCCACUGAAGCAACUUGGGAAGGUUAUACUACUUUAUCAAAUGAUAAAAUACUUAUUUGCAAUCCCAAAGAUCGUCUAAAUGCUUUUCAAGCAUUGGACCAUGAUUAUUUCUUUACUGAACCUUUACCGGCUGAUCCUAAAAAUUUACCAACAUAUGAUUCGAGUCAUGAAUAUCAUCAUCGAAAACCUCAAAAGAAAGAACGCGAAGUAGCUAAUAGGAAUGAUGAAGAAUCUGCCAGAGGCAGUAAUUCAACUCAGGAUGGCUAUCGUCAAAAUAAAAAGGAUCGUAGAUCUAAAAAGAGAAAUAGUCGAACUCCGGAUACUUCACAUUCUAAAAAAGUACGAAUCAAUGAUCAACGAGACUCACGGGACCAACCUCCUCGUCGUCAUGCUCUUCCAGAAAAACCGAUUUCGAGAAAUUAA
Molecule: messenger RNA, 458 nt
Organism: Dentiscutata heterogama
Lineage: Eukaryota; Fungi; Glomeromycota; Glomeromycetes; Diversisporales; Gigasporaceae
Source: the annotation of a GenBank genome assembly